UCAUACAGCUACUAGUAAUGAUAUACACAAUAUAUGCAAGACUCGAGCUGUGCGAUAUAAAGGAGAUAGAAGAGAAUACUUUUGCUGAAAUACCAGGGGGCUUAUUAAUAAAUCCAGACGGUCCAUUAAACCCACUGAGAGGAUACAUUUUUCAUAAGAACGGAUUAAUACACAACAAAAGACUUCUUUCUUCUGGGAUAGAGACAGAUUAUAAUGUGAAGAUCCAUGGCGCUUUAACAGAGAGAACGCGCUGGUAUAAUUUCGUAUUCAAAAGAAAUUCAG
This is a messenger RNA of Nematocida parisii ERTm1, 282 nucleotides long. RefSeq lists its product as uncharacterized. The transcript has a single exon. The annotation marks the transcript as partial. The record is from RefSeq and is a predicted model, not a curated record. Lineage: Eukaryota; Fungi; Microsporidia.